This is a messenger RNA of Rotaria sp. Silwood1, 1596 nucleotides long. The record is from the annotation of a GenBank genome assembly. NCBI's taxonomy places the organism in Eukaryota, Metazoa, Rotifera, Eurotatoria, Philodinida, Philodinidae.
AUGUCGAAAUAUAGAUUUCAACGUUAUUUAACAUAUUUUAUUAUACCUCAAACUUAUCGAAUUAAAUCAUUUCGACUAUCGAAUCCAUUUGCUGCCGAUAUGUGUUUGUUAUUAUUUCCAAUAAUGACAAACUUAACUCGACUUGAAUCAUUAACUAUACAUAAUAUUGAAUCUGAUUACGUUGAAGGAAUUAUAAAUCAUUUAUCUUUAUUACCUAGUUUAUCUUCACUAGUCAUAAUAUCCAUUGAUUAUAUAAGAAAUCAAAAUGAUAUUUACCAGAAAAUAUUUCGUUUACCGACACUGAAAUAUUGUCAAAUUCUUUUGGAAUCAUUAUGCCAUCGAAAACCAAUGUCUACUGAUACAAAUGAAUUCAGUCCUAUUGAACAUCUUGUCAUCAAUAAUAAGGUUUCACUUAACCAACUUUAUAGUUUAUUAUCUCGUGUUCCUCAACUACAACAUUUAUCAUUGGAUCAUUUAUGUGUACCUCGAUGGAGUCAAACAUCUUUGAAUUCGAUUACUUUACAUUAUUUAACACAUGUGUCGCUGAAAUUGUAUUCUGUCAGUUUUGAUAAUUUUGUAUCACUCAUCAAACAUUUUUUUAAUAAAAUUCAAAUUUUACGUAUUAAAGUAGGCUAUAUGCCAUAUUUCAGUUCUAAUUUGGAAUAUUUAAAUGCUAAUCGUUGGGAACAAUUAAUUUCAACUCACAUGCCAAAUCUAUAUAUCUUUGACUUCGAACAUCAAUAUCGAACAUGGGGUUACUUUAAUGAUCGACAAACCUAUGAGGCUCAGAUCAAUAUGUUCAAUUCAUUAUUUUGGAUAAAACGACAAUGGUUCUUUGAACAUCAAUAUUGUCAAAUUAGAAAUUCGACUUAUGCUAUUUUCUACUCGACAAAUUCAUAUAAGAAAGAAUUUUAUAUUUUGGAUGAAGAUUUGGACAAAAACAUAGGAUCACCUAGUCUUGAAAUUGAAGAAAAUCCAGCUUAUCAUGUUGGUAUUUAUAGUAUAAAUGCAAUGGAAAAAUUCAUCGGUAACUUUCGAAAUGCUACUAAACUUACUCUUUUCGAUACAUUUGAUAAACCUCGUAAUUCAAUUGUAAGAAGUCUUAAUCGUAUCAUGCCUUUGAAACAACUGUCUACACUAUCUAUUGAUUGUCAUCAUUUUCCUUUUGAUCAAAUAGACGAACUUCUUUAUUCAACGCCGAAUGUUCAUACACUGAAGCUUCAUUCAAUAUUACUUUAUCGAAUAGAUUCUGUUUCAAUGCAACAGAAGCAAAUAUUUCAACUAGUGUCCAUUACAAAUAUUGUUAAAAAUGUGAUAAUUGCAAAAGAAAGUACAGUGGAAAAAAUUCAAUUACUUGUUGCUCUUUUUCCUCGUUUAGAAUAUCUUACAAUUAAUUUAUACCGUGAUGAUUUGGAAACAAUAGCAAGAUUUUUAUUAUCAAAACUUAAUAAUAACACUCGUCAUUUAUCAUUAUUAUGUAUUUCAAAACAACGUAAAGAUUUCUUAGCAAAAUUGAGAACAUUGAUUGAAGUAGAAAAACUUCUUGAUGACUUUAUAAUAAGAAUUAUCAAUCGAAAACUCUAUUUAUGGUGGUAG